AUGCCGUCCGAGCACUCCCCCCGCAAUGUGCGCUUCUCCAACGGCGAGGAAGACGCACGCGCCGAGCUCAUGAAGUCGCCACGAUCCUCCACCAUCGCAGUCCUCGAGUCCAGCAAUUCCCUUUCCUCCGCCGAAUCCCCCAACGAUGAUCCUCACGCCGCUGAACGCCACGACGAACUGCCGGCACUCUCCGUAUACGACCCGGUCCACGCCGGCUCCAUGACCUCUCUCGUCCAGACGGCCCUCACCAACGGGACCAGCAGAAGCAUGCGGUCGUCGACGGGGGACCUCAACGGCGGUCAUUACGUUGCCGUCAACGGCAGCUCCCUCAAAUCCAGCAUCAGGCCCGGCGGUCCUGCGAGAACACCUUCGAGCACAUAUGCGCCCCAGAGGCGGCCCCAACCGGCGCCGUCAUUCACCGAGUCGGUCCGCAGCUCUCGCUCACGGCCCCGUCCGAGCGAGCGCUUCCGCCAGCAGGAGAGAGCCUACGUGCAGCGUCUGAGGCAAGACUACGGCGACGGCUACCCCUUCGACGGCUACACCAACGGCAUGAACCAGGGCGAUUCCGACUCGGAAGGCGAGACGCCCUCGUCCGAAGGGCCCUACGAAGAUCGAUAUGAGCAGGAGACCAUCAUGUUCUACGGCAACGACGACCUGCAACCCACCGACGAGGACGUCAAGGACCCCGCCAACCGUGAGCGACUCGAGUGGUACGGCAUGUUGGAGGCCGUCCUCACCGGCGACGUCGUGCGCCAGGAGAAGAAGCGCUUGAUCGGCUCUGGCGAGCCGGCCGUCGGCGAGUCGGCCCAGAAGAACGAGCUGUGGCUGGGCAUCCGGUCCAAGGUCUGCGGCCGCCACCUUUCUGUCCAGAAGCGAAUGGUCGAGGAGGCACGCGGCGCCCUCGGCCGCACACUCGACGACAUCAUCAACUUCUCCGUCAAGGGCGAGAGCGAGGUCGGAAAGCCACCGCACGAACAGGUCAAAGACAUUGUCGAGAGGAUCGACAAGUGCGAGAGCCUCUAUCCGUCCUGGUCCGCCCUCGUGGCCGAACACAGUUCGGCCAAGUCGCCUCUGUUUGAGGAGGCCUACGAGUCCAUCGUCUCGUGGCACAACACGAACGAGCUCAUCGCCAUUGAGCUCGCCAUUCUCAAAAAGUGGGUGGGCAAUGAUGACCUGGACUUUUCUCGGACACGCCAGCGCUCUCCCGUCGGCAACGGCAUCCCCGACGAGACCUCGUUCCUCGACCGACUCAUGAAGGAAGACGGCCUCAAGUCGCUCUACGACGAGGACCGCAACGACGACAAGCACAAGGUCGUCCAGAAAGGCAUGCUCGCCGGCAUCUCCACCGUCAUCAACAAGUCGAAGGAGACGCUGAUCCGCAACUUUGCCGCUUUCCAGAAACGCCACCUUCCGCCGUACAUCGAGGAGCUUCUGACCCUCAUCAGCUUCCCGUCCCGCCUCAUCGAGGAGAUCAUCAAGAUGCGACUCGCCUACGCCAAGAAGGUGAAAGAGUCGGCGCAGCAGAACUCGCUGAUGCAGGACCAGAUGAUCUCGCAGUUCCAGACGCUGCUCCAGCUGGCCAUCCGCAUCAAGCUCGAAUACCUGGCCAUCGCCCAGCCAGAACCCGGCUGGGACCUUCCUCCCAUGAUCGAUGACUCGUUUGACCAGGUCGUCUUGGAUGCCCUGAAAUACUACUUCAAGAUGCUCAACUGGAAGCUGAGCGGCAACAAGAACACGUUCAAGGAGGCCGAGCUGCUGUUCGCGGAGUGGGGCUUCGGCAACGAGAUCGGAAGCCACCUGCAGGGUGGCAAUGUCGAAGUCGCCGAGCAGUUCAGCUCUCUGACCUUCAAAGCCCUCAACCGACUGAGCAUCACCUUUGAGAGAGAGCUGCAGGUCAAACCGAGGGAAACCGUGGCCGAGAUGAGCAAGCGAUACAAGCAAUGUCUCGACUCGGUGCGGGUGCGUCAGCGCAUGCUGCAACGGUUCUCGAGAAUGUUGAGCGACAACUACGAGAAUGCGUCCGACUUCAGCAUAGCAUACACGCCAGACAAGCUGCGCGAGUUUUACGACAGACUCAUCACGUCUGGCCACGUCCAAGUGUUUACCGACCUGUACGAGCAGGAGGGCAUCUUCAUCAUCGCUUCCGCCUCCCUGGCUGAGCGACAGGAGGACAUCCAGUCGAUACUCGGGUUCACUUCGGCCGACCAGUUCCUCGACGAUGGCAGCGACCCGUAUCUGCUGAUUCUCCGACCGGAAGACCCGCCUCACUGGUUCGGUGAUGUCGUUCCCUUGGCUGUCCGGGAGCGGAACAUUGACCUCAAAAAGGGCCAUGUGCGCCUCGUCGCUGCUGGCACAGAGGCACGUCUGGCCAGUGCGCGGAGAGCGUUCCUCGAGUCUGUUGACAUGCAUGUCGAUCUCGUCGUCGAGUCGCGGUCCAAUCUUCACAAAGUCAACACGAGAUUGAUGGAGAUUCGCCGCGUCGCCUACAAGCUGUCCAACAACUUCAUGGACAGCGUGGAGACGAUUCGCAAGCAGACAGUGGGCAAGGACUGCCAGGAGCUCAUCCAGACAUGCUUCAUCUUCGCGACCGAGUUUGGUCAGCGGUCCCUUCUCUACAUGGACAGCAACAGGAAACAGAUGAACAACCUCAAGCUGACCAAGCUCGCGCUGGACUGGGUGUCGUUCAUCUGCGACGACUGCAUCGCGUCCGACCGCAAGACGUUCCGCUGGGCCGUGCUUGCCCUGGAAUUCGCCAUGAGCAUGACCAGGGGCCGCUCCAUUCUCGCGCUGGGCGAAGACGAGUAUGCGAAGCUGCGGUCCAAGGUGGCUGGCUGCAUGUCCCUGCUCAUCUCGCACUUUGACAUCAUGGGGGCGCGGUCCAACCUCGCAGCACAGGCCGAAAAGGAGCGCGUCGAACUUCUCUUCGGCCAGUACAGGCGUCUCGACAAGAACAGCAUGCUGGACGACGAUAAGGCUUCGCAGUACAUCACGGAGCAGCGCGUCGAAAAGCUCGAGCACGUGGACGAGACGAGGCGCACGAGGGAGGCCGAACGCCAGGCGCUGGGACGCGUCCUGGAGGCCAACAAUGAGGUCGAUCGGUCGUUGGCCUACCUGUCUUCUUCGGCGACAAAUGUCACAAUGCGCUGGCAGCAGGGGCACUUUGUGGGCGGAGGUACUUUCGGAAACGUCUACGCAGCCAUGAACCUGGACUCGGGCCACCUCAUGGCUGUCAAGGAGAUCAGGCUGCAAGAUCCGAAGCUUAUCCCAACCGUUGCCGAGCAGAUCAAGGACGAGAUGGGUGUUCUGGAAGUGCUGGACCACCCCAACGUAGUAUCCUACUACGGCAUCGAAGUCCACCGCGAUCGCGUCUACAUCUUCAUGGAGUUCUGCGACGGAGGCUCCCUCGCGAACCUUUUGGAACACGGCCGCAUCGAGGACGAGCAGGUCAUCAUGGUCUACACGCUGCAACUCCUAGAGGGACUUGCGUAUCUCCACGAAAGCGGCAUUGCUCAUCGUGACAUCAAACCGGAAAACAUCCUCCUUGACCACAACGGCAUCAUCAAGUACGUCGAUUUUGGCGCCGCCAAGGUCAUCGCGCGACAGGGCAAAACACUCAUUCAAGCCAUGGACGAGGCGAAGCCCAACAAGUCCAUGACCGGCACGCCCAUGUACAUGUCUCCCGAGGUCAUCAAGGGUGAAAACCCUGGCCGCGCUGGAGCCGUGGACGUCUGGUCCCUCGGCUGUGUCAUCCUCGAGAUGGCCACCGGCCGGCGCCCCUGGGCCAACCUCGACAACGAGUGGGCCAUCAUGUACAACAUUGCGCAGGGCAACCCCCCUCAGCUGCCUGGCACCGACCAGCUCAGCCCGCAAGGCAUUGAUUUCCUCAAGGGCUGCUUCCUGCAGGAUCCGAAGAAGCGCAUGUCGGCUGUCGAGCUGCUCCAGCACGAGUGGAUAAUGACCAUCCGCAACCAGGUCGUCGAGCCGGCGACACCGAGCGACGGAAGCGUAGCGACGCCCGCGUCCAGCGUUUCGAGGGCCAACACGGGUGACGGCUUCUACUAG
This is a messenger RNA of Verticillium nonalfalfae, 4062 nucleotides long. RefSeq names its product Suppressor of Sensor Kinase (SLN1) (gene SSK2). The record is from RefSeq and is a predicted model, not a curated record. Gene Ontology annotation, molecular function: MAP kinase kinase kinase activity; ATP binding. Gene Ontology annotation, cellular component: cytoplasm. The coding region runs from base 1 to 4062 and encodes 1353 amino acids. The transcript has 2 exons. Gene Ontology annotation, biological process: protein phosphorylation; stress-activated MAPK cascade. NCBI's taxonomy places the organism in Eukaryota, Fungi, Ascomycota, Sordariomycetes, Glomerellales, Plectosphaerellaceae.